This is a messenger RNA of Papaver somniferum (opium poppy), 990 nucleotides long. RefSeq lists its product as uncharacterized. The record is from RefSeq and is a predicted model, not a curated record. NCBI's taxonomy places the organism in Eukaryota, Viridiplantae, Streptophyta, Magnoliopsida, Ranunculales, Papaveraceae. The transcript is spliced from 4 exons. Bases 99 to 719 code for a protein of 206 amino acids.
ACAAAAUAAACAAUGAUCAAGUCCCGUGCCGAAGGCCUAGUGAGUGAAUAAAGAGGAAUUUUAAGGUUAUUGUUUCAAAGAAAAAAAGAGGAAAAAUAAUGGAAGGUUUCGAGAAGGUAACAAUAGGAGAACCAAUGGAGGUAGUUGAAGAAACCAGUUGUUCCAAAUCUACUCAAAUCGUUGAUUUAUUACGCAAAUUUCUCAAUGUACAAACACGAAGAGCAGAAGCUUAUGCAAAUCUCCGAAGUGGGUUUAACAAUUAUAUGGGUGGUGGAACAGAAGCGGGUUACCAACAAGUAUGCCGUGAGAUUACAGAGGAGUUCAAUGAGUGCUCAAAACAAGUUCUUAAACUGGAAGCCCUAUUUUUGAACGCUGGUUGCUGUCGUGAUGAUCUUGCUAGCCUUUUGAGAUCUGUUCAAGCACAUGAAAAGCAGAAAUUGCAAUUGACAGUGACAAUUCAACUCUUAAAGAAAUCUGGCCGCCCUUCAGAACGUUUGGUGAGCCAUGAGAACUGCAGAUUUAGAACGCCUGCUGCGCAUGAAUGUAUGCAUGUUCAUGAUUUAACAGUAGCUGAUGGAACUGAAGAUGCAGAGGCUGAUGCAGAGUACGAUGGCGCAAUGAAGGAAGCCAUUAGAGGUGUGCAAGACGCAGUAACGAGCAUAAAUGAACACUUAGAUGAAGUCAGAUAUGAGAUUGAGGCCCUUGAAGCUGAAACUUAGAAGUAACAUUUAGGGGUUAUUUUGCUCUUACUUUUUUUGUAAGUCGAAUUGUCUUCUACAAAAAUCCAGAUGGUGCAGAAGAUGAAUGGUUUUCCUGUAUGUUAGAAAUAGUUGUGAAAAUCAGAUUCUAAGUUAUUUUUGAUGCUUGUCGGAAACAUUUAUGUUUAAAAAUGUUCCCUGCAUUCCUUUUUGUAUUUCCAUUCGGUUUGCAAAAUUGAAAUUGCUUUUAAGAAGAUUUACAUGUAAGUUGGUGCAUUUGGCGCUUCUGUAA